GUUGUCAUGGCAAGUCCUAGCCGUUAAUCAAUAUUUUAUGUUUAUACAUUGAUUGUCCGACAAUGUGCAUUUGCCUUGGUCCAGCACGAUCUGGUAAAACUCUUCUUUUAAAGCAUCUCUGCGGUGAGAUUAUAGACGAAGCCAAUUCAACCGUCCCAACAAAUGGUUUGAAUAUUUAUAAUGUUCGCAAUGCAGAUGGUCGUUUUGAAUUGGUAGUACGAGAAAUUGGUGGUAGUAUGGUAGCUAUUUGGAAGCAUCACUUGGACAGGAUUUACAAAGUCAUGUAUGUAAUAGACACUAGUAACUUAUGUCAAAUAAGUGCUGCUGGAAUUUUACUUUAUUCGCUGCUAGUGGAGCCAAAACUUAAGCGAGCGAAGUUCGCUUUAAUUUUAACAAAGAUGGAUUUAUCUUAUCGGCAAAUGAGAAACGAGGCAUUGUUGAUGCUACAUUUUUCUCGACUUCAAAGGGAAGUCCGACAAGAGAUAACAGUCAUCGAAACCAGUGGAGUUACGGGACAAGGGAUUGACAAACUUAGGGAGUGGAUUUUUAAUCCAAUAACUUUAGCAAAUGCGAGUCCUCGAUAAAUUGAAAGCUUACCAAUAUAAAAUAUUAUUAAUGUUUUUGAUAAUCUCUAUUUCCAUGUAAAUCAUUCAUUUCGUCUAAUAUAUACGCAAUAAAAUUAAAAAAUCUCCUGCUAUGAGAUCUUAUAAUUUACAUUGACCUUUACA
This is a messenger RNA of Ceratosolen solmsi marchali, 728 nucleotides long. Its product is annotated as ADP-ribosylation factor-like protein 16. Gene Ontology annotation, molecular function: GTPase activity; GTP binding. Bases 63 to 584 code for a protein of 173 amino acids. The transcript has 2 exons. The record is from RefSeq and is a predicted model, not a curated record. NCBI's taxonomy places the organism in Eukaryota, Metazoa, Arthropoda, Insecta, Hymenoptera, Agaonidae.